UGCGGCGGCGGGCGGAGGCGCAGGGCGUGCAUUCUCACGCGGCGCUUGGACUUUUUCUUUUCUUUUUUUUUUGAGCGGCGGUGGUCUAAAAACUGUAAAUCUGGAAAGGGGCCGGUACUCCUCGCCUUCCUUCCUCCUGUGACUACCUAGUCUAAGAUGGACAAAGUCUGUGCUGUUUUUGGAGGCUCCCGGGGCAUUGGCAGGGCAGUAGCACAGUUGAUGGCCCAGAAAGGCUACCGACUGGCCAUCAUCGCCAGAAAUCUGGAAGUGGCCAAAGCCGCCGCCGCUGACCUCGGCGGUGGUCAUCUGGCAUUUAGCUGUGACGUUGCCAAAGAACAUGAUGUUCAAAAAACAUUUGAAGAGCUGGAGAAAAAUUUAGGUCCUGUGAACUUCUUGGUAAAUGCAGCUGGGAUUAGCAGGGAUAGCCUUUUAGUAAGAACAAAAACUGAAGAUAUGAUAUCUCAGCUUCAUACUAACCUUUUGGGUUCCAUGCUGACCUGCAAAGCUGCCAUGAAAACUAUGAUUCAACAACAGAGAGGGUCUAUUGUUAAUGUAGGAAGUAUUAUUGGUUUAAAAGGCAACGCUGGCCAGUCCGUGUACAGUGCCAGUAAAGGAGGAUUGGUUGGAUUUUCACGUGCUCUUGCUAAGGAAGUAGCAAGGAGGAAAAUUAGAGUAAACGUAGUUGCACCAGGAUUUGUUCAUACAGAUAUGACGAAAGACUUGAAAGAAGAAAACUUAAAGAAAAAUAUUCCUCUUGGGAGAUUUGGAGACCCUAUUGAUGUGGCACACGCGGUUGUGUUUCUCUUAGAAUCACCGUAUAUUACAGGGCAUGUUCUGGUGGUGGAUGGGGGGUUACAGCUCACGAUGUAGCUUACAGAUCUCAGUUGUAGUGGUGAUUGGAAUCAAGGACACACUUUGUUGAUUAGACAGUCAUAUCUACAUGGGUGACAUUUGCUCAUCAAACCUAUUCAUGCUACUAAUGUUGAUUUCUGUCUUUAUAUGUAUGUAUCCGAAAAGAA
Molecule: messenger RNA, 1019 nt
Organism: Molossus molossus (Pallas's mastiff bat)
Lineage: Eukaryota; Metazoa; Chordata; Mammalia; Chiroptera; Molossidae
Gene: CBR4
Product: carbonyl reductase 4
Exons: 5
Coding region: 157-870 (237 amino acids)
Biological process (GO): fatty acid biosynthetic process
Molecular function (GO): quinone binding; oxidoreductase activity, acting on the CH-OH group of donors, NAD or NADP as acceptor
Source: RefSeq, a predicted model, not a curated record